Molecule: messenger RNA, 1693 nt
Organism: Siniperca chuatsi (mandarin fish)
Lineage: Eukaryota; Metazoa; Chordata; Actinopteri; Centrarchiformes; Sinipercidae
Product: inosine-uridine preferring nucleoside hydrolase-like
Exons: 8
Coding region: 381-1337 (318 amino acids)
Molecular function (GO): hydrolase activity, hydrolyzing N-glycosyl compounds
Source: RefSeq, a predicted model, not a curated record
CUCCAAGUUUUAGUCCGUCACCAAAUAACGCUGACCUGCUCUCUCAGGUGUCUCAGCGCAGCCACUGUUUGUAGAUGAAAAUACUUGUCUGAAGAAUGGAUCUAACAUAGAUAUUGAUAUUGCAUUAAUUUUCUAAAAACAAAACAAGUUCUAGUAGGAGGAGGAGGAGGAGGAGGGCUCUAAAUUUCUGUUGGAACUAAACAACAACCAGCCUCAACUAUUUGGCUAAGGGCAUGUGAAUGUGGUGUAUGUUGCAUAAUCUUCCCACACUGCAUUCUGUUUAAAAAAGCAGAGUGCAGCAGAGAGACGUUCACCUUCACAAAUUAUCUGCACUUUGGAAAAGGAUCAAUCUUGUUGCAGAAACUUUUUUGACAGAUAAGAUGAAGAAGAAGUUGAUCCUUGACAUGGACACAGGGGUGGAUGAUGCUCAGGCCAUCAUGGUGGCCCUCGCGGCCCCCAACGUGGAGGUCCUGGGGAUCACCUGUUGCCACGGCAACACACCCCUGGAGAACGUCCUCAAGAACACACUGCGUGUGCUGAAAGUCUGCAACAGGCUGGAUAUCCCGGUGUACCGCGGCUGUGCAGAGCCAAUGCUGGCUCGAAAACACCACGCAGGGGAUUUCCACGGGAAGGACGGGCUGGGCGACGUCCCGGAUCCAGACGCUCCAGGCCUGGAGCUGCUGCAGCAGAAGAAAGCUGUGCAGGCCAUGAUCCAGAUUGUGAAAGAGAACCCUGGAGAGGUGACUCUGGUUGCCACGGCGCCCCUCACUAACCUGGCCGUCGCAGCACAACUGGACCCUUCCUUCCCUAAGAAGCUGAAGGCGCUCUACAUCAUGGGAGGAAACACUGAAGCCAGGGGUAACACCACAGUGUGUGGAGAGUUUAACUUUGUGGCUGACCCUGAGGCUGCCUACAUUGUGUUGGACCGCUACACCUGCCCCACCUACAUCGCCACCUGGGAGUUCACCUGCAGGAACAUCCUGCCAUGGUCUUUCUGUGACCGUUGGUUGGACCAAGACACAGAGAAGGCUCGUUUCAUGAAGAAGAUUUCAAGCCACACCAGGAAGAUUGUGCGGACUGAGCGGUAUCAAAAGGAGCUGGUGGCAGGACCUGGGUUCAACUCCUGUGACACCUACGCUUUGGCUGCAGCCAUCGAAGACACUCUGGUGACAGAAAGUGAACAGGUUGCAGUGACAGUGGAGUUGGAGGGGACCUACACCCGAGGCAUGAUGGCGCUGGACUACAUGGAGCUGCUGAAGAAGAAGCACAAGGCCGUCAUCAUGAAGAAAAUUGACUUGGAGAAGUUCAAGCAAAUGUUGAUGAAUGCGCUGAAGUAGCAUGACUUCUCUGAGCCACAGUAGUCACUAAAUAUCAGAAUCAUAACAGACUACAACACAUUCAACAUUUUAUUGCCUUGCACACUAUAUGGUGGCAAGUGCACUUAGGGCCCAGCAGUGAGUUUUCGGGCUUGCAGACUGAUGGAUCUGAGUGUAUUUUUAGCUUCUAUUUCUUGCCGCUCUGACUUUAAAUAUAUUAUCCCAUAUAAGUAGUAUCAUUGGUAUGUCUUGCUUUUUGCAGUUUCUUGAAUUAGCACUAUGAGGAGAUGCAGUUAUGCUUUUCAGUGUCUCUGUAACUUGUUUUGUAACACACUCGUGUCACUCAGGGCUGUGGGUAAUAAACUGACUAUAAUUUC